Messenger RNA from Periophthalmus magnuspinnatus, 483 nucleotides. RefSeq names its product centromere protein S (gene cenps). Bases 67 to 426 code for a protein of 119 amino acids. Gene Ontology annotation, cellular component: Fanconi anaemia nuclear complex; FANCM-MHF complex. The transcript is spliced from 5 exons. Lineage: Eukaryota; Metazoa; Chordata; Actinopteri; Gobiiformes; Gobiidae. Gene Ontology annotation, biological process: replication fork processing; resolution of meiotic recombination intermediates. Gene Ontology annotation, molecular function: chromatin binding; protein heterodimerization activity. The record is from RefSeq and is a predicted model, not a curated record.
GCUGUAUAAAUUGUUACUCCAGCUGCUUUCACAUCUAUUUAAGCUUUUUCUUGAUUUUGUAACGCCAUGUCCCUUGAUAAAGACGAGACGCAUCAGAGGUUGAAGGCAGCAGUACAUUACACUGUGGGUCGUCUGUGUCAGAAAAUCGGACAGGACCAAAGUAAAGAGUUCAGUCGACAAACCAUCGCAGCCAUAGCAGAGACCACUUUCAGACAGUGUGAAAUCUUUGCCAAAGACUUGGAGGCAUUUGCCAGACAUGCAAAAAGAACCACCGUGUCUGCAGAUGAUGUCAAACUUGUAGCUCGUCGCAGCACAGCACUAUCCAUGUACAUACAGAACAAAAGUGAAGAACUGAACCAGGAAAAGAAGAGCACUGGGAAGAGGAAAAGUAAAGACACUGAGGAGAGCAGAGACCAAGGACUAUAGGCACAAGCAGCCCUGCACACCUCACCUCAACAUGUAAAUAAAAUACUUACACAAAAA